AAAUUCUGCGGGGUAGAGUGCAAUAUUAGUUAACUGCUAGUCAUGUUACCCAUAAUUAGAACCGUAUCUUUUCUGCAAGGUUAAACUAAACCCACACCUUCUUCAUAUCCCGAGGGUGUCCGCAUAGGAAUAAGGCUGACUGUAGUCUAGAUCUUUAGACUUAAUGAUACUUUUUCAAGUGUUUGUUGCAAGGCAACAAAGAUCUCAUGACGGAAUCGUGUAAAUUGUCCACCGCUGUGUCAACACAGCGCGCCUACACUGGAUUCACAAACCCCCGCGAAAUGACGCAAAGGGGGACCUUUUAUUCAUUAAGAUGGAACUCAGUAAGAGGAGUCAUUUGAACGCUACCUCCCUUCUUUUGUUAUAUGUUCCUUGGUAACUAAACUAGGCGUAUUAGUGUUAUCGAAUGAGACAAGUUAAUCCACGAUCAAUAUAAACGUCACAUAGCUCAAAGAUGACUUCUAUAUUUUACUUCGAAGCACCAUUAAAGAUAGAUGAUCUCAACGUUCUACUUUACAUUACAGCAAAAGGAAUCUGGGAAAAACAUCCAUACGUUUUCUGUUUUUAAAAAGUAUCGCAAUUAUUAUCUUUGUGCUUUAUUAUAUGGUUAUAAAAAAUCUUUGGCAGAGGCUUAAUGGAUAAAAAUGAUAAAGACAGUAGCCGCUUCCUAUAGCGAUUGACAAACUUUGUUGAAUAAACUGCAAUAAACGUGGUCUUGUGUAUACAAAUUUACAAUUAAUCAAGUGAUACUACAAAACAAUUUUCUUGUUAAAAAAGUUUAUUUGAAGUCUCUAUUCAAUAAAAAACGACGAACGUUUUUAACAACUAUUUGUAAAACAAAAAAGGCUUUACGCUUUUAGCUCAGACCGCUAACACUAAUUGGAAGGUGUCUAGCCCUUGAUACAAGAAGAUCGUUAUGAGAUGAAAAACGGGGCCAACAAGGUGAGAGUUUAAGUAAACAAUCAAUCGACGUUGUAAUUAAAAAGCUCCCUCUGUUUAAAUCAUCGCUGUGCUGUUUAACAAGAGUCAUUUUGGAUCUUCACCAGAAUAGAGAAGCACCGUUUUAUAGUGAGUAAAGCGCCAAAGAUAAGCAAGAUGUAUUUAGUUUUGGCUGCUGCGACAUAUCUGCUGCUGGUUUCUCCAACGCUCUCCCUCAUGUGCACCCAAAAGGAAGAAGUUAAUAUUCUCAAUGAGUGCGUCAAGAUCCUAAAGGAUGAGAUGGUUUUGUCUGAAAACAUGGCGGAUUACUGCAAAGCUUACCAAGACUGGGUGCAAUGUAUGGAAAGACCAGACAAUCUAUGGUGCGAUUCCUCCCCACUCAAGGGACUGAGAUAUUUCGUGUCAGAGAGAGUAGAGUUCGACAAGAAAACUGGAGUGUGCCAUGACACUGAUGCCUCUUUACUGGAAGCGGCUUCCUUAGAAUUAAAGAGGCCCGAAACAGACUUGAAGAGCGUGACAUUUGAGUCCGCUGAAGAGGCCAGAUGCGUGAAGUCACUGAACGAGAGGUGUGUCAACAAAAUGCGCGCGUACAUGAGGGAACACACCACAGGUGAUUGUGGCGCUAUAAACGAAUAUUUCCGCUGCUUCCUCAACAACUCCAUCAACUGCAACAGCUCCAAACCUCUGCAAAAAUACAAGAACAUGCUUCUUGAGAUUGGCAAAGAAGUCAAAAUGAGUUUCGAAACCUCCAGCAUCCUAAAAAAUCUGUGUCCUUGAACAGCAUAUAUUAGUGUGAUAUAUUAUAUAUCCAUGUAAUAUGGGUUUGAUGUAGAGUCCUGUGAAAUAAACGUGAAUUGAAAUCAA
Molecule: messenger RNA, 1803 nt
Organism: Nematostella vectensis (starlet sea anemone)
Lineage: Eukaryota; Metazoa; Cnidaria; Anthozoa; Actiniaria; Edwardsiidae
Exons: 5
Coding region: 1096-1716 (206 amino acids)
Source: RefSeq, a predicted model, not a curated record